CUAACCUGGAAAAGUCCAAAUGGUGUGAACUCAGGGUACCUUUCCUCUUCCCCCACCCCUAAAGCUAAGCACUUUAUAUUUUCUUCUUAGAUCUUCACUAGGGGUUUUAAAAUAAAACUUUAUUGAAAGAGGAGUCAGUAUGUGCUUUGUUGGGAUGAAAAGGUAGCAGGGGUGACCGGGAAGUGCUAAAGACGUAAUUUGAGAGUGAGGUACUUGGGUUCUCCUCCCGCUGACGUCUCUGGGCCCCUUUGCUCUCCUCCAACUGAGGUUCUGGCUAGGAAGCUGUCUUUGCUCUGUGGGUUCCGGGCCCCAGGAGAGGAUCAAGGUUAGCCACCAAGAAGAACACAGCCCACAGUGGCUCUUGCCACCAGCUUCACUUGGAAAAAUCUGGGUUCCACUGAUCUUGGCUAGAGGUCUCUGAUUUGGGGGACUCCGGGCAGGAGGUCUAAAUGAACAGGAGAACUUGAGGUUGCUGUCAAACUAUGGGCUAAAGACCCUGGGGCCUAGGAAGGGAGGGGGAACCAAAGGAGGUGCUGAAAGGAAUCAGAGGGCUGCUGAGCCCCCUCAGCGGAGGGAGACCAGGCCCCGGUGCCUCUUCUUCCAGCACAUGGGACACUGUCACCCCAACAGGGACCCCCAACCUGGUUUCCUUGCCCUACCUAAGCCCCACAAAAGACCAUCUGGCCUAGACUGCCAUGUCACCAACACUAUUGGCUGAGAUCUGAGAGCUCCAAAUCAUUUGACACUCCUCUCUCUUACGCCUGUGUUUCUUUUGCCACCGAACUGAAAGUUCUCCCUUCACAGGCCACUUGUCAUCCUACCUCUCCACUCACGUCCAGCAGACCAGUUCAGACCUAAGCCACCACUUGGCUGAUGCCACAGCCUGCAGCUUCCCCCUUCUGCAGGGGACACCAGCUUAGAGGAGGGGGAGCCUCCCAGAUCAGGCUCUUCCCUCUCACACUGCUCUUAGAAGCCUCCCAUGGCUCAACUACAUGAUCAAAGCCCAGUACACCUAGAUCCUCAAGGAUCUUCUUGCUGUUGCAUUUGACAAACUUCAGUGCUGCCUUUGAGCCUUGCUGCCUCCCUGGACUUUCCUCCUCUUCAGUCUUGCCCAUCAUCCUCCUGAGAAGCCAAGAGCCCAAACAGGCAUCUGCAUUAGCAGGGAAGAAUGCAGGCACUGAGCGUACAGGUACAUGAAUUCUGUGGUGCCCUCAAUUUGCUAAAAUCCCUGCUGGCCCUUCUUUGCACUUGCUUCACCUUGACUUCCAUUUUCUUGCUUUCCCUUUCUUUUUAAUUUUAAUUCCAGUAUAAAGAACACACAAUGUUAAAUUAGUUUUCACGUAUACAAUUUUUUGUCCAUUUAUCAGUGGAUACCUGGGCUGCUUUCAUAGUUUGGCUAUUGUAGAUAAUGCUAUAAACAUAAGGGUGCACAUAUCCUUUUGAAUUAGUGCUUACCUAUUCUUUGGGUAAAUACCCUAUAGUGGAAUUACUGGAUCAUAUGUAGUUCUAUUUUUAUUACUUUUAAAGAUUUUAUUUGAGAGAGAGAAAGUGAGCUCAAGCAGGGGGAAGCGGUAGAGGGAGAAGCAGACUCCCUACUGAGCAGGGAGCCUGAUGUGGGGCUCUAUCCCAAGACCCUGGAAUCAUGGCCUGAGCCAAAGGCAGCCGCUUAACUCACUGAACCAUCCAGGUGCCCAGUAGUUCUAUUUUUAAUUUAUUAAGGAACCUCCAUAGUGUUGUCUGCAAUGGCUGCACUGGUUUGCAUUCCCACGCACAGUGCACAGGCUUCAUUUUUCUCCACAUCCUCUCUAACACCUGUUGGUUUCUUGUGUUUUUUAUUUUUAGCCAGUCUGAGAGGUGUGAGGUGGUAACUCAUUGUGGUUUUGAUUUGUAUUUCCCUGGUGAUGUGAUGUUGAGCAUUUCUUCAUAUAUCUGUUGCCCAUCUGGAUGUCUUAUUCGCAGAAGACAUGUCUUCUGCCCAUUUUUUAAUUGAACAAUUUUGGGGUUUUUUUGGUGUUGAGUUGCAUACAUUCUUUAUAUAUUUUAGAUACUAACACUUUAUGAGAUAUGUCAUUCGCAGAUAUUUUCUCCCAUUCAGUAGGUUGCCUUUUAGUUUUGUUGAUGGUUUCCUUGCUGUGCAGAAGCUUUUUAUUUUGAUGUAGUCCCAGUAGCUUAUUUUUGCUUUUGUUUCCCUUGCCUCAGAAGACAUAGCUAGAAAAAUGGUACAGCUGAUGUCAGAGAAAUUAUUGCCUGUGCUCUCUUCUAAGAUUUUUAUGGUUUUAAGCCUCACAUUUUGGUCCUUGAUCUGUGUUCAGUUUAUUUUUUUAUAUGGUAUAAGAAAGUGGUCCAGAUGCGUUCUUUUGCAUGUUGCUGUCUAGUUUUCCCACCAUCAUUUGUGGAAGAGGCCGUGUUUUUCCCAUUGCAUAUUCUUGCCUCCUUUGUUGAAGAUUCAUUGACCAUAUAAUUAUGGGUUUAUUGCUGGGCUCUCUUUUCUGUUCCAUUGGUCAAUAUGUCUAUUUUUAAAAAUAUUUACUUAUUUUAGAGAGUGAGCAAGCAUAAGUGGGAGGGCAGAGGGAGGGAGAGAGACUCUGAAGCAGACCCUCCACUGAUCACAGAGCCAGACAUGGGACUCAGUCACAGGACCCUGAGAUCAUGACCUGAGCCAGAAUCCAGAGUCAGACACUCAACCAACUGCACCACACAGGCACCCUGUUACUUGUCUGUUUUUAUGCCAGUACCAUACAGUUUUGAUAUUUACAGCUUUGUAAUAUAACUUGAAGUCUGGAAUUUUUUUUUUAUUUUUAGAUUUUAUUUAUUUAUUUGACAGAGAUCACAAGUAGGCAGAGAGGCAGGCAGAAAGAGAGGGGGGUGGGAAGCAGGCUCCCUGUUGAGCAGAGAGCCCGAUGCGGGGCUUGAUCCCAGAACCCUGGGAUCAUGACCUGAACAGAAGGCAGAGGCUUUUCCCGAAGUCUGGAAUUAUGAUGUCUCCAGCUUUGCUUUUCUUUUUCAGGAUUGCUUUGGCUAUUCGAGUUCUUUUGUGGUUGCAUACAAAUUUUAGGAUUGUUUGUUCUAGUUCUUUGAAAAAUAUUGUUGCUAUUUUGAUAGGGAUUGCAUUAAAUCUGUAGACUGGUUUGGGUAGUACAGACUUUUUAACAAUAUUUGUUCAUCCAGUUCAUGAGCAUGGAAUGUCUUUCCAUUUCUUCGUGUAAUAUUCAGUUUCUUUCAUCAGUGUUUUAUAGUUUAGAAUACAUAUCUUUUACCUCUUUGAUUAGGUUUAUUCUUGGGUAUUUUAUUACUUCGGGUAUAAUUGUAAGUGGGAUUGUUUUCUUAAUUUCUCUUUCUGCUGCUUCGUAAUUAGUGCAUAGAAAUGCAGUGGAUUUCUGUACAUUGAUUUUGUAUUCUGUGACCUUAGUGAAUUCAUUGGUAGUUCUAGUAGUUUCUUGGAGUUUUUAGGGGUUUAUAUAUAUAACUAUCAUGUAAUCUGCAAAUAGUGAAAAUUUUACUUCUUCCUUACCAAUUUGGAUGCCUUUUAUUCCUUUUUCUUGUCUGAUUGCAGUGGCUAAGACUUCCAGUACGAUGUUGAAUAAAAGUUGUGAGAGUGGACAUCCUUACCUAGUUCCUGACCUUAGGGAAAAAGCUUUCAGUUUUUCCCUAUUGAGCAUGCUGUUAACUGUGGGUUUUUCAUAUAUGGCCUUUAUAAUGUUGUGGUAUUUUCCCUCUAUACCUAUGUUGUUGAGGGGUUUUAUCAUGAGUGAAUGUUGUACUUUGUCAAAUGUUUUUUCUGUGCUUAUUCAAUGAUCAUGUUUUUUAUCCUUUCUCUUAUUGAUAUGACAUAUCAUGAUAGAUUUGCAAAUAUUGAACCACCCUUGCAACCCAGGAAUGAAUCCCACUUUACCAUGAUGAAUAAUUUCUUUAGUUAGAUUCAGUUUGCUUGUAUUUUGUUGAGGACUACUUUUGCAUCUCUAUUCAUCAGAACUACUGGCCUAUAGUUUUCUUUUUAUAUAGUGUCUUUGUCAGGUUUUGGUAUCAGGGUGAAGCUGGCCUCAUACAAUGAAUUUAGAAGCAUUCCUUCCUCUUCUACUUUUUCUUUUUUUUUUUUUUUUAACUUUUAUUUAUUUAUUUUUAAAGAUUUUAUUUAUUUAUUUGAGAGAGAGACCACAAGUAGGCAGAGAGGCAGACAGAGAGAGAGGAAGGGAAGCAGACCCCCUGCUGAGCAGAGAGCCCGAUGCAGGACUCAAUCCCAGGACCCCGAAAUCAUGACCCGAGCCAAAGGCAGCAGCCUAACCCACUGAGCCACCCAGGUGCCUUUUUUUUUUUUUUUUUUUUAAGAUUUUAUUUACUUCUUUGACAGAGGAAGAAAACAAGCCAGGGGAGCAGAAGAGGGAGAAGCAGGCUUCCCACUGAGGAGGGAGCCCAGUGUGGGGCUUAAUCCAGGACUCUGGGAUCAUGACCUGAGCCAAAGGCAGACACUUAACUGACUGAGCCACCCAGGCACCUCUAUUUUUUGGAAUACUUUGAAAGAAUAGGAAUUAAUUUCUUUUGAAAUGUUUGGUAGAAUUCACCUGAAAAGCAUCCAGUCCUGGACUUUUGUUUGUUGACAGUUUUUUGAUUACUGAUUCAAUUUCAUUGCUGGUAAUAAGUCUGUUCAAAUUUUCUACUUCUCUCUGAUUCAGUUGUGUCUCCAGGAAUUUACCCAUAUCUUCUGGAUUGUCCAAUUUGUUGGUAUAUAAUUUUUCAUAAUAUUCUUUGAUAAUUUUUUGUAUUUUUGUGGUGUUGGUUACUUUCCCUUUUUCAUUUCCAAUUUUAUUUAAGUCCUCUUUUUUUUUUUUUAAUGAGUCUAGCUAAAGAUUUAUCAAUUUUGUUGACCUUUUCAAAGAACCAGCUCCUAGUUUUAUUGAUCUAUAUAUUUUUAAAAUUUUUAUUUAUUUACUUGACAGAGAGGGAAAUAUCGCAAGUAGGUGGGAGGGGAACCGGCCCUCUGCCGAGCAGAGAGCCCCACGCAGGGCUCGAUCCCAGGACCCUGAGAUCAUGAUCUGAGCUGAAGGCAGAGGCUUAACUCACUGAGCCACCCAGGCACCCCUAUCUAUCCUUUUUUAAAUUUAAUUUUUACUAUUUCAUUUAUUUCUGCUCUGAUCUUUAUUAUUUCCUUCUUUCCUUCUAUUGGUUUGGGGGUUUGUUCUUCUUUUUCUAGCUCUAGCUUUAGGUAUAAGGUUUGAGAUUUUUCAUGCUUCUUGAAGUAGGCCUGUACUGCUAGAAAUCUCCUUAGAAUUGCUUUUGUUGCAUCCCAACAAUUUUGGACCAUUGUGAGUUUUUUUGUUUUUGUUUUUGUUUUUGUUUUUUUAGAAUAUUUUAUUUAUUUAUUUGUGGGAAAGAGGGAGCACAAGCAGAGGGAGCAGCAGGCAGAGGGAGAAGUAGGUUCCCAAGUGAGCAAGGAGCCCAGUGCACAGGGCUCGAUCCCAGGACUCUGAGAUCAUGGCCUGAGUAUGCUUAACUGGCUGAGCCACUUAGGUAUCCCUGGACCAUUGUGUGUCUUAAUUUUCAUGUCUCUAUGUAUUUUUUGAUAUCCUUUUUGAUUUCUUGGUUGAUCCAUUCAUUGUUUAGUAGCACGUUAUUUAAUCUCCAUAUAUUUGUGAUCUUUCCAGAUUUUUUUCUUAUGGUUGAUUUCUAGUUGCAUAAUAUUGUGGUUAAAAAGAUGCAUGGGGGGUACCUGGGUGGCUCAGUGGGUUGGGCCUUCACCUUCAGCUUGGGUCAUGAUCUCCGGGUCCUAGGAUCAGGCCCUGCAUCUGGCUCCCUGCUCAGCAGUGAGCCUGCUUCCCCCUCUCUCUGCCUGCCUCUCUGCCCACUUGUGAUCUCUCUCUCUGUCAAAUAAAUAAAUAAAAUCUUAAAAAAAAAAAAAAAAGAUGCAUGGUGGGACUUAGAUACUUUUGAUUUGUUGAGGCUUGUUUUGUGGCCUAAUAUGUAAUGUAUUCUGGAGAAUGUUCCAUGUGCACUUGAAAAGAAUGUGUAUUCUGCUGUUUUAGGAUGGAAUGUUCUGAAUAUAUCUGUUAAAUCCAUCUGGUCCAAUGUGUCAUUCAACGCCACUGUUUCCAUAUUGACUUUCUGUUUAGAUGAUCUGUCCAUUGGUGUAAGUGAGGGCUAACGUCCCCUUCUGUUACUGUAUUACUAUUGAUGACUUCCUUUAUGUUUGUUAUUAACUGCUUUUAUGUAUUUGGGUGCUCCCAUAUUGGGUGCAUAAAUACCUACAAUUGUUUUCUCUUCUUGUUGGACUGUUUCAUUUAUGAUUAUAUAGUGUCCUCCAUUUUCUGUCACAUCCUAUAUCCAGUUCAUCAGCAGAGCUCAUUGUUAUUCCUUCAGAAUCUAUCCAGAAUCUGACCAGUUUUCUCUGCUUCCACGACUAACACUUUGGAAUAACCUACUGUCAUCUCUCACAUCUCUUUCUGUUUCCAUCUACAGCUUUUCUACCUUCACUAUUCUCUCAACACAGUAGAGAUCCUCUUUUUUUUUUUUUUUUAAAGACUUUAUUUAUUUUAUUUGACAGAGAUUACAAGUAGGCAGAGAGGCAGGCAGAGAGAGAGAGAGACGGGGAAGCAGGCUUCCUGCUGAGCAGAGAGCCCGAUGCAGGGCUCGAUCCCAGGACCCUGGGAUCAUGACCUGAGCUGAAGGCAGAGGCUUUAACCCACAGAGCCAGCCAGGCGCCCCAGUAUAGAUCCUCUUAAUGCAUAAAUCUCAUGUCAUUCCUCUGCCCCAAACCCCCCAUUGGCUCUUGACUCAGAAUAAAAGCCCAAAUCCUUACAGUGGCCUCCACAGUCUCUGUGAUGUGACUCCUAUCCUCCUCUAACCUUACCCCUUACGAUUCUAGCUCCAGGCUUCUUGAACCCAUCACAUUUCUGCCUCAGGACCUUUGCACUUGCUGGUUCUUUUCCUUCAGGUAGAUGCGUGUUGUCUCUGCUCUUCAGAGAAGGCUUCCCUGAGCACCCUACCUAGUUCUCACUACCCUCUGUUCUCCUAUGCUGCCUCAUUGUUCUCAUGGCACUGAUCACCACUUAACAUAUUUCUAUUUGUCUACGUACUUAGCAUUUCUCCUUCCCUACUCCAUGAGAACAAGGACUUGUUUUGUUCAUUGCUCUAUCUUCAGUGCCUAGAGAAGGACAUGGCACAUAGUAGGCAUUUCAUAAAUUCUUGUUGAAUGGAGGGAUAGAUGAACAAAUUACUUUAUCUCCUACACUAGUUAAGGGUAGAUGCCCCCACUUUGCAUCUACCCUUAAGGUAGAUGCAUCUACCUUUGUUCCCCAGUGUGAACUUAUAAGCAGUGACAACAUACGUGAUUGAAACAAUUUGUAUUAUGUAGAAACUCAUUUAGCCAAGCACAGUGGAAUAGGUACUAGAAACGCUGGAAUUCAAGAGAGCAGAGUUCCCAACCAGCCUGUCAUUCGGGAGCUUUGUGUUCUGGGAAGAACUGUCAUGUGGGCCUCUCAGUUUUCUCAUCUGUAAAAGCAAGUGCUGUAAAGCUUACAAGGACUAGAUUUUGAAAUCUCUGUCAGACUCUUGUCACAGACUUGACUGUCUGUGGUUGUAAAUUUGGGGUAAUUGGAUAUUCAUUUGACAGAUGUUUCUUGUGCUAGUUUCCAGGAACUAGUUGAAAAAGAAAAAGAAAAAAAUAUAUCUUUUUUUUUUUUUUUUAAAGAUUUUAUUUAUUUGACGGAGAGGAAGAGAGGGAGCACAAGUAGGGGAGUGGGAGAAGGAGAAGCAGGCUUCCCACUGAGCAGGGAGCCCGAUGUGGGACUCCAUCCCAGGACCCUGGGAUCAUGACCUGAGCCAAAGGCAGCUGCUUAACAACUGAACCACCCAGGUGCCCCCACCCCCCACAAAAAGAGAUCUUAAUGUCAAGAGCUCAUAGACUUAAGGAACAAAGUAAAAUAGGAUCAACUCAGUGCCAGUAAGUGCUGAGUGUUAGAGGCAGAAGCUGACCCUGGGGUCAAGGCUGGAAAGGGCAUUUUAAGCCAAACCCAGGGGCAUACAAAGGCAGGAGGCGGGAAAAUGGCAUUUUAAGCCAAACCCAGGGGGCAUACAAAGGCAGGAGGCGGGAAAACGAAUUUUUUGGGCCAGAUGGCUUUUGUAUGGGGAGAUGUAUGCCUUGCAUCCCACAAAGCUGAGGUCUGUUUCAGCCAGGAGAACAUUCACUACUGGAAAACAGCCAGAGGGGGCAUGCCCACAGCCCAAGUUGUCCAAGUUUAGGAAAUGACUGAGCUUGUUUCCUGUAAGAUCUGACUUCUUCCUCAUCCAUCUGCGGUGUCCCCGAGGCCACCUCACACCGUCUCCACCUGGCCAGCUGAGGACAAGCCCAAGGCUGGACACAGAGGCAAACCAGUCUUUGGUACUUGGUGGGUUUCAGGAGAAAGGGCAAGGUCUAACCUCAGGUCAGGCGCCCGGAAUGGGGCAGAGCCCUUGCCCUGGGCAUGACCCGACCUUCUCUAGUGGUCGAAAUGGCCUAGUUACCAAGCUUGCUGCGGGGGCGAGGUUGGGACUGGCCCCUCGCUCAUUGGUCGGCAGAGAAGUGCCACCGAGAACCCUUGUUAUCAGAGGCUAGAAAGAGAGCCCAUUGGUCAGGACACAUCAUAAUGGCCCCCCGCAGCACGCAGGGUUCUUCUGAUUGGUUCAUUGUCUGCCUCGGGAGACACCUGUUGCCUAGAUCCCAGGCAGGCUACUUGGUGCCCUGAAACCGAGUGCUUCCAAGCCCAGUCUUGUUCCCCAUUGGCUGCUGUGGGGGCCGCCGCCAUCUAAUGACGAGGGAGGCGCCGAGUCCCGGAGCGCGCGCGCCCCCUGCGGCGGGAUCUAGGGCCGCGGGGACUGCAGGUGCGUAAGCUGAGUGCAAGGCCUAGGAGCCCGGCACCCCUGCAGAGGACUCCGUUCUCUCGGGACCUGGCCUAGGGCCCAGCCCCGGCCUGCGCUUGGGAAGCUCUGCCUCUCCAACCUGGAACCCGACCCGGAAGGCCUCAGUAAGUUCGAAGCAGCCACGCGGCGUGGGAACCCACUCGCGGCAGCAGAGAGGGGCCUCCCGACUGCUGUGUGUGCGGUCCACGCCUCCGUUUACUUCUUGCCCUAAUUGUUGACCUACACCUGAGUGUUUAUCCGCUCCUUUACCGGGCGUUUUGGGGCUGCCCUGGCGGCUGCCUCUCCAAGCCCUUUGCCCCGACGGCGGUGUUUGGAAGCCCAGUGCCACAAAGAAUUCGGAUUGAGACCCCAGCGGAGGAGUGGUGGGGACAAGGGUGAAAGCCCGGUGGGACAAUGUUCUACUAUCCCAACGUGCUUCAGCGCCACACUGGCUGCUUCGCCACCAUCUGGCUGGCAGCGACUCGUGGCAGCCGGUUGGUGAAGCGCGAGUACCUGAAGGUGAACGUGGUAAAGACCUGUGAGGAGAUCCUCAAUUACGUGCUGGUACGAGUUCAGCCCCCGCUGCCCGGCUUGCCCCGGCCGCGCUUCUCCCUCUAUCUGUCAGCCCAGCUGCAGAUCGGCGUGAUCCGGGUCUAUUCUCAGCAAUGCCAGUACCUCGUAGAGGACAUCCAGCACAUCCUGGAGCGCCUACACCGUGCGCAGCUGCAGAUUCGCAUGGAUAUGGUGGAGACUGAGCUACCCAGCCUACUGCUUCCUAACCGCCUGGCCAUGAUGGAGACCCUGGAAUGUGCUCCAGACCCCUUUUUCGGGGUGAUGUCUGUGGAUCCCACACUUCCCAGCCCCUUCAGUAUCCCUCAGAUUCGACAGCUCCUAGAAGCUGCAACCCCAGAGAGGGAGCUUGAGGAGGCCCCGCCUGAAGUCCCCGUGGAGCCUAGGAAGCCUGACAGGAUCUUGGUCACCUUGGUGUCUCCAGAGGCCAUCACCCUCCAGGAGGCAGAGCCCAUCCGCAUGCUGCAGAUCGAGGGUGAACAGGAUCUCCCAGAGGUCAGCCGCCGAGACCUGGACCUGCUGAUUGCUGAGGAAGAUGAAGCCAUCCUGUUAGAGGAACGGCGAGGCAGGCCUCCCAGGGAGCGAAGGGCACAUCCGGCUCCAGAGGAGUACAAGGAGGAGCCCCGGGCCCUGGAGGGGGAAAUGGCAGUACCCUCGCUCUCACCUCCAGCUCUCCCACGAGUGGAAGAGGCAGCAGAGCCACUUCCAGUCCCGGCUCCUGAGGAGGUGAAGCCAGUAGGCUGGGAGCCUGAGGCUCUACUUACUGAGGUGACCCCACCACCAGAGCUGCGUCUGCCAGCCCCACUCAGCCCAGAGAGGCGGCAGCCUCCAGUGCCCCCACACCCUCGGAGUCCGCCUGCUCGCCGCCGCCGCCGCCAGCUACUGUUCUGGGACAAGGAGACUCAGAUCUCCCGGGAGAAAUUCCAGGAACAACUGCAAACCAAAGCCCACUGCUGGGAGUGUCCAAAGGUGCAGCCUCCCGAGAGGACUAUCAGGAGUCCCACGGAGCUAUUCCGAACCCCAACUCAUGCUGGCUGGCUCCCCCCAGAACUGCUGGCUCUCUGGACCCACUGUGCCCAGCCACCCCCAGAAGCACUCAGGAGAAGGCCACCCCCGGAGCCUGAGGAGGAGGUGGCAGCUGAGGAGGAAAGGAGGAUGGAAACUCUGAGUGAUAUUGAGGUCCCAAGGGAGGCCCAGGAGCCCAGUGGGCCCCUCAUGCUAUCUUCAGAGCUCUCUCUAGAAGUGGUGGAGGAAGAGAAGUCCCGCACCAGUCUCAUCCCCCCAGAAGAACGCUGGGCCUGGGCUGAGGCAGAGCAGCCCGAGCCCCCUGCACUGCCUGUGGUGCCUGAGGUCCCGGAAGUGGCCCUGGAGCUGCCUUCAGUGCUGCCCCUGGAGCCUGAGCUGCUGUCGCUGGAGGCCCUGUACAGGGCUGUGGCCCAGGAGCUGAAGGCCAAUAGGGAGCCCGAUUUCGACAGCCUGGUGCCCCCACUCAGCCCCCGCUGGAUGGCUGCCCGGGUAUUCUACCUGCUCCUGGUGCUGGCGGCACAGCAGAUCCUCCGCCUGGAACAAGAGAAGCCAUACGGGCGCUUCCUCAUCCAGCUGGGGCCCCGCUUCCACUGCGCUUAGAACUGACAAAGCUGCCAGGAAACUGGCCACAUUAAACCCGUCUUGCCUGCCUUGA
Messenger RNA from Mustela lutreola (European mink), 11119 nucleotides. RefSeq names its product REC8 meiotic recombination protein (gene REC8). Gene Ontology annotation, biological process: synaptonemal complex assembly; mitotic sister chromatid cohesion; replication-born double-strand break repair via sister chromatid exchange. Gene Ontology annotation, cellular component: synaptonemal complex; cohesin complex. NCBI's taxonomy places the organism in Eukaryota, Metazoa, Chordata, Mammalia, Carnivora, Mustelidae. Gene Ontology annotation, molecular function: protein binding; chromatin binding. The transcript has 19 exons. The record is from RefSeq and is a predicted model, not a curated record. The coding region runs from base 9283 to 11064 and encodes 593 amino acids.